AUGAGGAUACCCCUCCAGUUUCGCCGUUUUUGUUCGACUUGUGGUAGAACUCCACAACUCUUCGCACGCCUCCCUCCGCCGCCGCCGAGCCGUCGCUUCACACGCCCGUCACCCCCGGAAUGUUUGGCUCGAUGUCGUCAGAAGGGAGUCCCAAGAUUUGGGACUAUGCUCAUUGCAGCGCUUGCUCCCGGUGCCUUUGUGGAACUGGCAGAGACGGAUGAGGACAAUAAAACCGGAGAAAAGCUGAUGUUAGAGGCAUCACGCCAGGAGAUCAGAGACGAUAUCCUUGAACGAACAGAAGGGCGUAUAGGGAUUGGCGGCCCUGUACUAGCUUAUUGGGCAUAUUACGCGUACGACACGAUAGCUACUGGUCUCCGUUUUGUUCACCUAGUCGUUAUUUUCCUACCAGUCAUCCUUGCGGCACCUACGAUAUGGCUUGGGAGGCGCAUAAAAAACCACGACGGGGUCCGAACAGGUACACUGUGGUGGUAUAGCUUCCUCGUGAAGGCAAUGGAACGCGCAGGGCCUGCUUUCAUUAAGCUUGGUCAAUGGGCCGCCUCACGUACUGAUAUUUUCCCCCCGCAAAUGUGCAGCACUAUGUCAUCACUGCACUCAAAUGCCCCAGCCCAUUCGUUGCAUGAGACUAAGCAGACGAUCCAGAAAGCCUUCCACGGGAUGCCCUUCGAAGACAUCUUUGAGGAAUUCAACGAGAAACCUCUUGGAGUGGGCGCUAUCGCACAGGUUUACAAGGCAAAACUCAAACCGAGCCUUGCAAAUCUUGCGGAUAAUGAGCUUACCUCCGCGCCUCAGGACUUAGGGGGCAAGCUGAAAAGGAAUGUCGACGUCUUGGUAAAGAGCUCCCCCCAGCGCGUUCCGUCAUCAUACGUUGCGGUUAAGGUUCUGCAUCCGCGCGUCGAGCGCCUAAUUCGCAGGGAUCUGCGGAUCAUGUCUUUCUUUGCCUCUUUGAUCAAUGCAAUUCCAACUAUGCACUGGCUAUCUUUCCCUGACGAGGUCACUCAAUUUGGGGAAAUGAUGAAGCUACAACUCGAUCUCAGGAUCGAGGCCACGAAUCUAAAGAUUUUCCGAGAGAAGUUUAGGUCUCGUACUACAGCUUGGUUCCCAUACCCAUAUUUGGACUACAGCACCCGUGAGGUCCUUGUGGAGGAGUUUGCCCAAGGCAUACCCUUGUCAACUUUCCUAGAAAUGGGAGGAGGUGUUUACCAGCACGAAAUUGCAAAUGAAGGUCUGGACGCAUUUCUUCAUAUGCUCUUAAUUGACAACUUCGUGCAUGCGGAUUUACAUCCAGGGAAUAUCAUGGUCCGUUUCUAUCAGCCUAGUGAGCUUGAUCUAUCUCUUCGCAAACAAACACGUGCGUCCGAAGCGCCAACAAGGAAGGAGGUUGAUGUGGCAGACGCCGUGCUUGCGCGAUUGCGACCACAUGUGAAUGAGCCGCAGGAAUGGGAACAGGCUCUGAAUGAUCUUAACGUGGAGGGCUACCGACCGCAACUCAUCUUCAUUGACACAGGUUUAGUAACUCAACUGAACGACACGAACCGUUCCAACUUCCUAGCUCUCUUCCGAGCUGUUGCUGAGUUCGACGGCCACCGCGCAGGAGAACUCAUGGUUGAGCGGUGUCGCCAACCAGAGGAAGUCAUCGAUCCCGACAUUUUUGCCUUAAGAAUGCAACACCUUGUUCUUGGGGUCAAGUCACGAACAUUUGCGCUAGGAAAUAUCAAAAUUGGUGACGUCCUGAGCGAGGUGUUAUCCAUGGUCCGGCGCCACCACGUUCGUCUCGAAGGCGAUUUUGUGAAUGUUGUCAUCUCCAUCCUCCUUCUUGAGGGUAUAGGCCGGAGCAUGGAUCCAAACCUCGAUCUCUUUAAGAGGCAAGAACCGACUAUCCUCGCCUUUUUACUGUUCGAAUGCCUCCCACUCGCUUACUGA
Molecule: messenger RNA, 1941 nt
Organism: Aspergillus puulaauensis
Lineage: Eukaryota; Fungi; Ascomycota; Eurotiomycetes; Eurotiales; Aspergillaceae
Product: ABC1 kinase family protein
Exons: 2
Coding region: 1-1941 (646 amino acids)
Cellular component (GO): mitochondrion
Source: RefSeq, a predicted model, not a curated record